Molecule: messenger RNA, 8176 nt
Organism: Folsomia candida
Lineage: Eukaryota; Metazoa; Arthropoda; Collembola; Entomobryomorpha; Isotomidae
Exons: 15
Coding region: 2582-6763 (1393 amino acids)
Source: RefSeq, a predicted model, not a curated record
AUAAAGUAAAGUAAAAACCAGACCAGCUUGUCUUUCUUUAAUAUUUCUUGCUGAGAAUGAAUUUUCUUGGUGGUGGUACAAGAGUGCAUUAAAGUCGUCGUUGUUAAAUAUUCGUGUAUGUAUGUAUCCUAUCUGCUCGAAUAUAAUACCUUUUUGGUUAGGCCACAGUAAAAAGGAAUACCUUUUCUUUCAACAUCUUGUGCACUUCUUGGUCGUUUGCGUACGUACCCAGCAACGUUGAGGAUUUUAUUAUACUAAACUUUACUUUACCACGAGAGGAGAGAGAGGUUGGUCCUUUUUCACGAAAUAAUAAUACAAUUUCUUCCUCCAUUACGCCACCACCAGUGGAAAAAGCGAAGGACUUGAGUCCAGUAAGGCAACGAAAAAGGCUGUAAUGGACCUCGCUCCUUUUACCCGAGAUAGUUCGUCUUUACAAAAAUUUGUGAGGAAAUUGGUCUCAUUUCGUAAUUCUACUUAAUAAGAAGACGAAGAAAAGUGCAACUCGGAAGAGAUUAACCAGUUAUAACUUAACUAUACAUGUAUUUAGUGCUAAGAAGUCGUCAUUCAUAACAGUUAACUAACCAAGGGUGUGACUGACUCCCAAGUUUUUUAUCCAGGAAACGGAAAUUGAUUAGGGAAAAGAAAGAAGAAGAUUUUCUAUCUAGAAAUUUAGUAUCGUCGUCCCAGUUCUGCACAAAAGUGACUCCGGUUAAUAAGAGUUAGCCAAGUUUUAAGCCGAUUACUCCCAAAUUCGGUCGGAUUGAAGGAGGAAAAGAAGAAGAUGACUUGGUCCUUGCUUCUUAUCAAUCCUGUGACGACGUCGACGGUGGUGCAUAAUAGUGUUCUCUGUUCUCUGUUCUCUGUUCAAUUGGCGAGGCGCGGCGUGUACUAAAUAAAACGUAAACCUUUUGGACGACUUUUUGGAAGGAGAUAAAUGUUCCCGAGUUUAGUUAGGUUGCUUCUCAGAGAACCGAAAUUGAGUUGUGCCAUCACUUCGGAAACCAAAACCAGACAUAUUUUGCAUGACAGAGUUACAACAAGACGGGAGAAAAGUUGUGAUUAAUCGGCAAUUCGGGCGGAUUGGAUCUCAUGUUCCUCUCUCUCCUCGCCAUUUAUUUCUGAACUCACUCACUCACUCACUCACUCGCUGGACCUGAGAGACAAGAAAUCUCCAAACUAAUAGUCUUUUCUUGCCUUUAUCCAACUACUUUUUCACCUCAUCACCGGUGAAGAAAAACCAAUUUGUCUCGGCACAACUUUUCCACGGGUAAAUCUCUCCCGGAAAGUUGUUCUAUUUACGAUUACGAUACGAUACGUGUGUCUGUCUCAAUGUGUGUGUGACGAAGUGGAUCAUCUCAUCAGAACAAUAUUGUCCCGCAGUAGUAGUCGUGGUGCUGGUGGUUCUUGUGUGUGUCAAGUAACCGUCAAUCACUCCUCCCACCGUGAAUUUAGCUAAUUUGAUCCACCCCAACGAGGAUUAUCUCUUCCCGUCCUCUGUACAUACGUACACAUUUCGUAUCAUGACACAAAGCCAAAACCAUUACGACUAGUUCGCGAAUUGAUUGAAAGCAUACAAAUUGCGUGUCUUAUGCAAAUCCCCGGAAAAGCGAGAUCCCCGAAAUAUCGUAGUAAAAUAUAAUCAUCCAGAAUCUACAGCGAGAGGCAGUUAUUUAUCAAGUGGUCGUGGCAUGGUUUCUCGUCGAGUGUUAUUAUUGUGUUUCCUGUGCUGCUCCAAAUUCUGUGAAAUCCGUCGAGUUGAAAUUUAAUCUCGUUAUUAUUAUUAUUAUUAUUGUGCGGAGGAGGAAUCGAGCCCAAUAUCCGACAAGGGAAGCGUUAGUGGAGUGGAUGUGGUGCGGAUGUGCUCGAUCUCUAAUUUUGGAAUUGGUCCUAGUAAAUAAAUACUUGUGGUGAUUAGUAGUAAAUUAUUAAAUUAGGAUAUAUACCCCACACACAUACACGUCACACGGGCAGGAAUUUUGGCCCGGAAUAGUCGCAAUUGAAUGGAUGGAUAUCAACACCAAAAUGGAUGAGAGUAGACGCAGCAAGAGAGAAUGAAUUUGAAGUUGGAUGGAUUGUUCUGCUGGUGAUUGGACGUGGACGUGUAUAAAUAUUUCCGAGGAGUAAAUUAUCACCAGAAGAGGAGGAGGAGGAAGAAGAAUAGUUGUUAAUAGUUUGGUUGAUUACUGUUGUUGUUGUUGCUGCCUGGUCGUGAUCGCUCGUUCAGUUCACCGUGGAGAAGGAAGUAUAUACGUCGUCAAGAAGAAGACGAAGAAGUGAACGAACGCUGAAACAUCAUCAUUCUCGAGCUCUCAACUUUUGUAUUUAUUUCUCGAACUACGACCACCACGACACAAACAAGCACACACAAUCAGCAGCAUCAGGUCUCGAGUACCAAGAAUUAUUAUUAUUGGAUCGACUUCAUUCUACAAUUCUACCCAGAAAUGUUGCUGCUGCUCCGAGGGAACAAAGAGACUUACACACCAACACGGCAACAAAUUGACAGAACAUGACAAAUCAGCAUUCCAAAGACUGACUCAAUCUUCUCCUGGACGACGAAGACCUGUUAGAAAAGGAGCCUGGGAUGGAUUGGCCUCUCCGUAAUUAUCAUUCGAAAGGGCGGCCAUGGCUCUCGACGUCUCUCCUCCUCCUCGCCCUCGUCCUCCUUGAGCCCGUCGUCGCGGGCGAAUCCAGCCCACCCGUGGCAGAUGUCGAAGAUCUCUUCAAAGAUGAAGGCUUUCUCCGGAUGUCGCGGGGUGGAGAGGCCUUUGGACGAAGGCCGCCGCCACCUCCCCUGAUCCAUGGCCCGCCACAUUUCUCAACCCAACCGCCACGGGUCGUCUUCCCCACGACGGGCGUCGUCCUACCCAACGGCAAAGGUGGCAAUAAGGGAUCCGUCCCUCCGCCGAGAAGCAAUGACCCAAGCAGCAGUCGUCCCGGCCGAUUAGGUGGUGACGAUGAGAGCAAAGGAGGCGAAUUAUUUACCAGUGGGAGCAGCAAUGUUGGGACCGGGGGGAAAGGUCAACCUCCAAAACAACCCUUGGCGAAGGAUGUGAACGCAGUAUUUUCCAAAGUGCGGUCGGACGGGGGCGCAGGCAGUGAUUCGGAUGCUCACCCACUUCUCGGCAUCACUCCGGCCGCACCAGGGGAGGCAUUCGACUUCAAUCCCAUCCUCUCCAAUCCGGCCGUCACUCGCAUUUUGGCAGGAAGUUCGGGACGGAUUCCACAAUGGGAGCCGACCUUGCCUGAUUUGCAUGAUCUUAUACCGGAAGUAAACUACACCGUGGACCCUGGCACCCGCAGCCAUACUAAUUCCUUUAAUCCCUCCAACAAGCAACCCUCCUCGCCCUCAAAUCCACAUCCCGGUGGUGGCAGUAGUAGCAGUAGUGGUAAUUCCAACAAUCCAGCAGUAUUCGUCCCCUCGCCUGCCUCCUCCAAUCGUUCCCCAACCAUGUACAACAUGGACCAACUCACCAACAACAUUGCCAUUCCGAAACACGUCCUUCCCAAUCCCAGCAACCUUGCCACGUCAAGAAGCACCGUGGUUGUAGACGACAACGGGAGGCAAGAAGACAAUUUCGGCGGCGGCGGGGGCGGUGGUGGGGGUGGAGACGACCGUGACGAACGGUACAUGAACCCAAAUCUCAACUCGCCCAGUAACAACGGGAACAACCACUUGGACCACAGCAGUGGUGACCGCGGAGGAGAGUCGAAUCCUUACUCGUACGACGAUGAGGACUCUGCCGGCGGUGUGGGUGGGGGUGGACUAGGUGAAGACGCCUCAUCGAAAGGGGGCUUCAUGGGGGCGGAGGUGCAAGGGAAGCGUGGCACGUGGAAGGGGAGUGAUGGACUCGACGGCGGAGAUAAUAGCAAUCGGGACGGAAAUGGUCCAAAGUACAUUGUUUGUGAUGCACUUUGCGGAGCGUGGAAUCAUCAGUGCAAAUUGAUGGGGAUCCUCUUUUCCAUCACGAGUGUGCUCUGUCUCAUCUUCUCCUUGGUGGUUUUGCACUCACUCCACUUCAGUCUCAGAGAUUUUGCCCCAUUCUCCGUAAUCCUAUUGUUCCUCUUCACGGCGUCCGCGUCCAGAGCUUCGAUCCUCCUCGCCGGCUGGUUCUGCUCGCCAGUCUCGGAGUCAAGACCGACCUGGCUCCCGAUCCUGUCCGUCUUGCCCGCCACCUUUUUCGUCGUCGCGUUCCUCGUAGCGCUCCAUCUCGCCCGCUUCCCAUUCCCAUUUAUCAAGUCAUACAACACCAUCCCGGCAUACGUUAUUCUCAUCAUUUCCUUGGGAACGGUCCUCCUCCCCCUCGGCCUCGCGGUGGGGGCAUAUUUCUACCCCGCGAGUCACGCCCCACUCACGCAAGGCGCCUGGAUCGCGGCCCACAUGAUGUUGGUCCUCGUCUCGCUCAUCUAUCUCUUCAAGUUUAAACCCUUCUACUCCAAGCUGUCGAGUGAGCGGGGGAGUUCUGGGAUGAUGAUGGGGAACGGGAUGAAUGGGUUGGGUGGAGUUGUCGGCGGUGGGUGUGGCAGUGGGAUGGGUAUGGGGGGACAGAACGGGAUGAUGCAAGGUGGAGGUGGUGGUGGUGGGGGUGGGAGCGUUGGGGGGAAUGGGAACGUAAUGACGAACGGGUCAUGUAACAUGUCCACCCUGAAGAAUAGUAAUAAGCGAGGUUUCGUCGUCAAGUGGGGCUGUCUCCAGGCUAGAGCCAUGUUCGGGGCAGCUUUGCUAGCCUUGACGCUUUCAGUAAUGAUAAUUAUCUCCGUUUCGAUGAGUCGAGGCGAGUGUGAAAAAUCCUCCACAUGGACUGGCUGGGUCCUAAGUUUGUGUGUUCGAAUGCUCGAGUUCGCCAUAGUCAUUUUACUCCUUGUUGUAACUAUUUUUUCCGUUGAUGUUCGAUUCAUUAGUAGAUUAACUCGAGUGUCAAUAAACAAAACGAAUGUGGGAUUGAUCAAUGGAGAUAUUUAUCCCACCAUGGUCUCAUCCAACACUGCUGUUCAGAGAUGUAUCCCCAUGUACAGUUCGAAUGCGAGAGCCGAUGUAAUGAUGUUAGGCCCGACAGAGAGUCGAUCUUCCUUGAGAGGAAAGACAUUUGGGGAGAGAACACUGCCGGGUGAGAGACUGGGGGAAUACCGGUCGAGCGUGGGUCGGGGUUUACCUCUCCGUUUGGGGAAUAACGGCCCUUCUCACUCCCUCCCUGGCACGCCAGUUGAUGGAUUUCCACCCGGGUUGAAGCUCCCCGAACCCGCCCCAGCGAGUCUAUUAGUGACCAAAGUAGUUUUCGGGAAGCCCGUCUCCCGCGAGGUCAGCCAUACGCAUCAGCACGAAAACCCCCUUCUCUGUACAGGCUCCAACCAUCCGGGCUCGAAGGAUGACUCGAAUAAUAUUUAUGCCAGUCUGGAAAGUGUAAAAAUUGCCCCGUUUCCAAAUGCGGGCUCAUCCACGGGGUCAAAUCACUCCGGGUCGGAUCGCGUUCUCCUAUCCGCCCCGAGGGAUUAUAUUUACUCAAUUUCUAGAGAUCUGACGAAAACCAUCGACUCUAUUUAUGACGCAUCGCGGCCGCGUGGAAAUAAUCUGGCUCAUACCAUAGAAUCCGUAUGCCCUCCAUUAGAUCAAAUCGGAUCAAUCCCCAACUUGAGUGGAAAUCAAACAGGAAGAGGAGGCCACUUCAACUUCCAUCCACACAGUAUGCACCAUAACCACCAUCACAACGGAGGUGGAGGCAAUAUGAGCAUGACUCCUGGGCGAACCGAUCUCGCCAGGACGAUUGAGAGGAUCCGUUACGCCGCGGCAGGGGUAGGACCUCCGCCACAGUGUCCUCUCCCAAACCCAAACGGACCUCCGCAUCCCGGAAGGAAUUUUGUCCUUCAACUCGCAAAUGCGAAUAAUAAUAGUAACAAUAGUAAUAAUAAUUCCCACAUUCCCGGUAUGGGAAACCCACCGCCGUACUGUUCGAGUGAGUCGAGUCACGAUGUGACGCCUGAUUCCGGCAUUGUGUCUGACAUUCAUUCCAAAUCUGGUCGUAUGGACGUUUCUGACAACGUGUACUCUAGAGAAUAUAAGCAACGUAGCUCUGUCGAAGACGUUCGCCGAUUACCACUCCUCCCCCUCCAAAAGCACCGGACUCCGGGCCACACUCCCCUCUACGACAGAACUCCCACUUCACCCGCAUCCACCCCCUCGUCCGGCAUGCAUCCCGGGAUCCCCCACUCGACCCCAAACCAACAACAGCAGCAGCAACAGCAACAACAAGGCAACAUUGUCGGUCGUGUGGAACACCUCCUCAACCAGACGGAGCACAUCCUCUCCCGAACUGAGUCACUAGAUAGCAACUCUCAUUCUGCCGGUUUGCAAAGGCUCCUGUCUCACAAAGAACAGUUGGAACACGUUGAGCGACUCUUGGCACAGGCCGAGUACGCAAUCUGGUUAGAAAAACGGACCGCAUCCUCCCAACCCCCAAGUAGUCACGGGAAGCAGGAUCCCAUGGGAAGCCCGUAUGGGUACGCGGCCAGUAGCAAUGGAGGCAUCCUUCUCCCACCCGGAUUCCCCAGUAGUGCCAACAACAGUCUAAUUAUCGCCGGCCAACAACAAUGCAACAAUGACCACCACCAGCAGCAGCAGCAACACCAACAAGACGUGGCCAAUAAUCAUAACAAUAUUAGCAAUAGCAAUUCUGUGACUAAUGGUGGUGGUGGUGGCGUCAAAUCGGGAAACCAUCACGGGGGGAAUAAAAAGAUAUCAAAAAGUUUAGAAGAGGAGAGCGUCGUAUGAUAUCAGUUGAACCACGCUGAUAUUUCACGUGGACAAGACUAUUAAAAACAAUUUCUAAUUAUUAAUUAAUAUUAACUACUACUCUUCAACGACAUUAACGACGAGGGAGGUGGUGGUGCGGUUAAUUGUGUAGUUCUUCAAAACCGUGCUGUUGUUUGUGCUUCUCAUUCUCCCCACGCCAUAUAUUUAAUUACUUGACUCCAAUAAAAGUAAAUUAAUAAUCUUCGUAAGAGAACUUUUCAAGAUUUCCGAAAACCGAAAAACGAUUUUUGUUAUGACCAGAGUCCUGUUAAAAAUUAUUUAUUAUUAUGACGAUGUGACAGACGUUAUUAUUUUGAGCGAAUCAGUAUUUACAACCUGCCCCCAAUUAACGGAUAAUAAUUUCUUAUUCCUUUAACUAACCACCACAUAAAUAUAUCAUCCGAUACAAUCAUGUGAUCACAGUUUUUAUAAUUAUAUAAUUUGCAUAGUUUUAUAUUUAUUAUGUUAGCGUCACCCCAUAAAUAAUUAUGCGUUGAUAAGUAUCCUUUUCGCAAGUGCCAAGUAUUUUCUUUACAGUUUUACAUUUUUUACGAAUUUCGGUGCAUUUUUUACACAGUUUUUUUAUACAUUAUUUAUACGUUGUGCAUGUCUUCUAUGAUGCCAGGUCGUUACUAUAUCCCACCAAUUAUUAUGACUUACCUACCACCAGCUAAAUUACUAAUUUGUCAGGAGAAUUAUUUAUUGUACGCAAAUUUGGAAUGAGACUUAAAUUCAUGGAAUUUUUCGGUAUGAAAAAAGUAACGAUUUCCUCUAAUAAGUAUGCAAAAAUUUUGCGAAAUAGUUUGAAAUACUUACACUAUGUACUUGAAGACUGUCUACUUACUAAUUAACGAUACGUAAUAAGGCUAACUAUCCAAAUUUGGAUUGAUUAAAUUUAACUGUUAUCAAAUCCUCGUCCCUCAACGAGUAAUUGUAAUUAAUCCAAACGCAAUUAAUAACCACCCACCAAAAGUUUUCUUUCCAUGAUUUACGUACCAUCAGGUUGUGGUGUUUCCUAGAAAGUAUUAUUCUUAAGAGGAUACCGUAGUAGAAGCGGAAGACUAGUUGUAACCUUAAAAUAUGUAAUUAGCAGGAAACAUUCUUAAUUACGUGUAGUACCUCGAUGCAUACUUGAAAUGCGUAAAAUAUUUAAGAGUUCACGUCGUAAUCGAUAUCGUUAUAAAAAUCGUUUGUUUUCACACAAAUUGUUUAUCGCCCCAUUUUUUUUUGUAGAUGUAACUUUCCUGUAUAAAUGUAAAAAGUAUUAAGCUGUGUAUAUAACGAAGUUGUACAAAUAGAUAUUGAGAAAUAUAAUAUGAUGAUGAUAGAUUUUACUACUAAUUAAGUAAAUAUUAUGGAAGAGAGAAAGAACGAAAGAGAGAGAGAAAAUGU